Molecule: messenger RNA, 1206 nt
Organism: Fulvia fulva
Lineage: Eukaryota; Fungi; Ascomycota; Dothideomycetes; Mycosphaerellales; Mycosphaerellaceae
Product: Arrestin family protein 1
Exons: 3
Coding region: 1-1206 (401 amino acids)
Biological process (GO): division septum assembly
Cellular component (GO): division septum
Source: RefSeq, a predicted model, not a curated record
AUGGCUGCCAUGGUGAGGGUGACGGGCCCACCCAAUAGCAACUUCCUCGUGGGCUAUCCAGGCAUAUCGGCGACAUUACCACGGAUAGAAGGCAAGGUCGAGAUCCGGCCAGCAAUAGGGUGGACAGCGCCAGUGAACGUCUCCCUUGUCACUGUCUCACUACAGCGUCGCGAAUCGAUCCUCGCCAAUGCGGACUCAGUGCUUCGAUCAGCGGUAUCAUCGUCGCGGAAGGAGAUCACAGAUAUUGUGGGCAAGGAGAUGCUCUUGUUUCGAUGUCCGCCCGGGAAAGAGUUCGAGCCAGUCAUGUGCAUGGACCUACCGUUCGUCAUAUUCAUACCCUACGGCAGAGGAGGAGAGGAGAUCGCGAGAAAAGUACCGCCUGCAUCUUUACAACUGGACAAACGCGCAGCGGAGACAUUCUACGAGAUCGUGGUAACAGUACAGCAAGGACACCAGGAACAGAGGAAGUACCCAUUUCCCGUGCCCAUAUCACGAUACGAUACGCUCAGCACAUUCGGCAUGUACAACCGACCGGAAAGUGCAGAACAGGUGGCAGACCAUUUGGUAACAUUGGGCAUCAGCUUACCGAGGUGGAGCUAUGGACCGCUGGAUCCUGUGUCGGUGUACAUCAAGCUUAGUCCGAACCCAGACUGGCUGAGCAAGGCCAAGCGAGUUACGAUACAAAGCAUCACAGUCGGCAUAGACGAAGAGAUCAUCUUCAACCCGGAGGGUGAUGAGCCGAGCAGAAAAGUCAAGACCUUGGCGAAGCAUCAGCAGUCUGUUGGUGUGAAGAUGCCGGAAGCUGGAUACUUUACGAAUCUUGGUCUGGUGUUUCCUGCCCGAGAGCUACGAGAUAAUGAAGGCGUUCUACCGCGGCCGAAGAAGGAGUACCCAAUGUAUGCUGUUAGCAGCUUCACGACGACUGGCACGCUGUACAAGAUCGAGUACUAUCUUACAGUCAGGGCCAAGCUAUCAUCAGCACGAGAUAUCCUUCUACGGCAACCGAUUGUCGUUUGUCCAUUCGACCAUGCUGGAUGUAAGGAAGAAAUGGAAGCCAUCGAACAAGCAGCAAAGGAUGCAGCUCAUAUAUCUGCUGACAACCCGAUGCUGCCCGCUGCGAUGAUCAUCAAGGCGAACGACCCAAAUGCUCUACGAGCACUGGGCAUAUGUAUGCAACAAGGCCAGCGGAAGCCAUUGAUUGAGUGA